Messenger RNA from Closterium sp. NIES-67, 1241 nucleotides. Lineage: Eukaryota; Viridiplantae; Streptophyta; Zygnematophyceae; Desmidiales; Closteriaceae. The record is from the annotation of a GenBank genome assembly.
CACUAUUGCCGAAGAGUACUACUUAGCGUCUCACUGAGUACUGAACGAGUCGCUCGUCACGACUCACGAAUCACGAAUCACGAAUCACGAAUCACGAAUCACCAGUCACAAUUCACGGUCCUAGUAAGGUUGUUUUCCGAGAAUCAGUCGACGAGUUUUUGAACACUAAUUCCUGAAGCCGUGUUGCUGGAAACGCGCUAGUACGAACGCGGCAGUCCAUUUAAUUUCGCCGUCACGUAUCAGCUUUCUCGUCCCUCAACUCCCUGUUGCCGUCUUGACUUCUCUUCACCCGCCGCUCGCCGCUAUGAUGACGCCUCGCCUUCCUUGUCGGCUUCCAGCCGCAGCGGUGCUCCUUCUAACGAUGAUGCCGCUUCUAACCCCCCCGCCGACCUUUCCUUUCCUUGCGCUAAGCACCCUCACGCACAGCCCGCCGUGUUUCUCGCCGAAAAACCCGCCGUUGUUCGCGCGCGCCGACACCGGCCCAAACGCGACCCUGAAGGCCGGAGCGCGCUGCUUAGGAUACACGCUGUGGGACCGUGACCAAGGCGCGUCGAAUAAUCCUGGUCCGUUCUGCGGCCCGGGGCUGCACUGCGUGUUCUUUAACGGCGUCCAAGCUAAGAAGCGGCGGAGCGCGAAUGGCAUCGGACGAUGCGUGCCCGAGGGUCGCACUUGCCCUGAAAACGUCACGAGCACCAAGUGCGUGACGGACUGCAUGGGGACGGACUAUGCGCAGGGGCCCAACUGCGACUCCACCAUAGAGAAAUGGGUGUGCUACGCUGACGUCUGCGACCAGUGCUGGCGCAAGAUGUUCUACAGCGACUACCACUGGCCGAUACAGGAGGCCAGAAUGUGCGAGCGAACGCAGGGCCCACCCUACCCCUGCCUCUCUGCCACCCAGCUCAACGCCUCCUGCCCUACUUGCCUCUCCUACAAGCUGCCCACUCGAACAUGCUUUGUUCCUGAUUCGUAUUGUUCCAAGCGCAAUUGUGCCAAGUCCUACUGCCUCAAGGUGUACAGGAAAGGGUGGAUAAUUUGUGGCAAAUGUGCUGCAGGUUAUAAGAAGGUUAAUGGCGGACGAUGUGUGCCCAAAUAGGUUGUAGGCAUCAUAGUAGUUCACGCUUUUUGCUGUAUAUAGUGGUGGCUGUUAUGGUAACGUAUAGAUAUAAGCCUGGGCUACUGUAGCUACACAUGUUGCUGAUUUUUGGAUCUAGGUUUCCCAGUGCCCGAAAAGUUUUGUCCAC